Chlorella variabilis is the source of this 1194-nucleotide messenger RNA. Its product is annotated as expressed protein. Gene Ontology annotation, molecular function: sulfotransferase activity. The record is from RefSeq and is a predicted model, not a curated record. Lineage: Eukaryota; Viridiplantae; Chlorophyta; Trebouxiophyceae; Chlorellales; Chlorellaceae. Gene Ontology annotation, cellular component: membrane. The coding region runs from base 1 to 1194 and encodes 397 amino acids. The transcript has 6 exons.
AUGGUGGUUGCGCGUCGCGGCAGCUACAGCACGGUCUCAGCGGUGGGCAGACCGCCAGGCAAGGCGGCCAUCGGUCGCUCCUUUGUGCGCCGCAACUCUAAUGUCCUCCUGCUGGGCCUGGUGGCCUGCGCCGUGCUCAGCCUUGGCUGGCGCCCGCUGCACGCGCCCAGCGCCCCAGCAGGGCAUCGCGGCAGCGGCAGGCUGGGGCGGCGGGCGCAGGAGGAGUGGCUGGAGGGCGUGGGCUCGGCGGCGGCGGCGGCGGCCGCGGUGGCCUCCUCCUCUGGCGUGUAUGGCUAUGUGCACAAGGACGGCAUCGCCGACCUGCGCAACUGGCACCCAGACCACAAGGCCUUCCGCCAGGACCGGCUGGAGGGGUGGAUGGCGGAGCGGCAGGCGGCGUUGGCAGAGGGCAGGCUGCCCCCGCCGCUCCCCAUCUACACCGGGUGCCAGGUGUACGUCAACCACCUGUACAAGGUCAUCUACCUGCGCCACGCCAAGACCGCCUCCAGCUCCCUGUUCUGCCACUUUGGGGGCUGCCGCGCCGCCAACGCCAGCGAACCCGCGCAACAGGCGCUCAGCUUCGAGCUGCUGCAGGCCGCCAGCGUGGCGGAGCUGGGCGGCCUCUGGCGCGACUACUUUGUGGUCACCUUUGUGCGCAACCCGUACCAGCGGGCGGUGUCGUCGUACCGCAUGAUGGCGCGCCAGCUGGGGGUGGGCGGCGACGUGGCCCGAGCCUACAGCUGGGACCGCUUCUGCGCAGACCCCACCGGCUUUGCCGACGAGUGCAUGCGCGAUGACGUGUGCCAGAAGAAGGGGCGCAACUUUGUGUACGUGCACAUCCAGCCGCAGUACGAGUGCCUCAUCACGGAGAGCGGCGGCUGGGCGGUGGACUUCAUAGGCCGGGUGGAAAGCAUCGACGACGACCUGCGGCUGGUGCUGGCCGAGAUCGAGCGGCGGCGCGAGGCGGGGGCGCCGCCGGUUAGACCGCUGGAGGGGACCUUGGAAAACGUCAACGGCCGGGGCUGCAACGAGUCGGAGGCAGCCUCGGGCCACUCUGUGGCCAAGGAGCAGUAUUGCGACCCUGUGCAGUACUACGACGCCCCCCACGCCGCCUGCUUCCGCAAGGUGCGCCACCACUACUUCAGCGACGCGCACGACCUGCGCUUUGGGCCCGAUGAGGUGGCAGACGCGUGA